Messenger RNA from Salvelinus fontinalis (brook trout), 1326 nucleotides. It is a transcript of the gene anxa4, whose product is annotated as annexin A4. The transcript has 13 exons. The record is from RefSeq and is a predicted model, not a curated record. Gene Ontology annotation, cellular component: cytoplasm. Gene Ontology annotation, molecular function: calcium-dependent phospholipid binding; calcium ion binding. Bases 165 to 1124 code for a protein of 319 amino acids. Lineage: Eukaryota; Metazoa; Chordata; Actinopteri; Salmoniformes; Salmonidae.
ACUCCUCUUUGUGCCAUCCACUGUGUUGCGUUUUUAACGGCCGACGUUCGAAGAAGAGAGCUUCCUUUCGGUCUUCCUCAUUUGAAAAGAUAGGUCGUUUUUACUGUCUAUACGCUUUUCCCAUCUCUCUUGCUCACGUUUGGAAACUCUAUCUCACUGGCAUAAUGGCAGCGAUUGGCAACCGUGGAACUGUGACUGAAGCCGCUGGCUUCAAGGUAGAGGAGGAUGUAAACCGACUGAGAGGAGCCAUGAAGGGGGCUGGCACGGAUGAGGCAGCUGUCAUUGAGGUUCUGGCACGUCGUACCAUUGCUCAGAGGCAACGCAUCAAGGAGGCUUACAAGCAGACUGUGGGGAAGGACCUGACAGAUGAUCUGCAGGGAGAGCUGACGGGGAACUUUGAGAACGUGGUGCUGGGCCUCCUGAUGACCGCUCCUGUGUAUGAUGCCUACGAGCUGAGGAACGCUAUGAAGGGUGCUGGAACAGAGGAGGCUGCUCUCAUUGAUAUCCUGGCCUCAAGGACGAACGCUGAAAUUAGAGCCAUCACAGCGGUGUACAUCAAAGAUUAUGAACAUAACCUGGAGGACGAUAUCGAUGGUGAUACUUCUGGAAUGUUCCAGAGGGUUCUGGUCUCUUUGCUCACGGCGGGGCGAGAUGAGAGCAACACUGUGGAUGAGGCCCAGGCUGUGAAGGAUGCUAAGGAUAUCUACGAGGCUGGGGAGGCUCGUUGGGGAACAGAUGAGGUCAAGUUCCUCACUGUGCUCUGUGUGAGGAACAGAAAUCACCUACUCCAAGUGUUUAAGGAGUAUCAGAAGAUCUCUGGGAGGGACAUCGAGGACAGCAUUAAGAGGGAGAUGUCUGGCUCUCUGGAGAAUGUCUUUCUGGCAAUAGUGAAAUGCCUUAAAAACAAGCCAGCAUUCUUUGCAGAGCGGUUAUAUAAAUCCAUGAAGGGUCUGGGAACUACAGACAGCGUACUGAUUAGAAUCAUGGUGGCUCGGGCCGAGAUUGACAUGUUGGACAUCAAGACCGAGUUCUUGAAAGCGUACGGCAAGACUCUCCAUUCCUUCAUCAAGGGAGACACAUCUGGAGAUUACCGCAAAAUCCUGCUGGAGUUAUGUGGAGAGUAGGACGUUGAACAUGUAGGACAUCAUCCAGCGAUGACUUCACUCUGCCACAACACCAUUGGUGCCUCUACUAUCUGCUGUUUCCAUUGCUUCCAGCUCUCUCGAUAUCCUCUGCUCUUCUGUAGCCAGAGCAUUUUAGACUGACCAUGAUGCCUUUUUUCACAGUUUUGUAAUACUGAUUAAACCAAAGACAAGUGACAUUUUA